This is a messenger RNA of Acipenser ruthenus (sterlet), 1231 nucleotides long. Its product is annotated as bis(5'-nucleosyl)-tetraphosphatase [asymmetrical]. Gene Ontology annotation, biological process: AMP biosynthetic process; ATP biosynthetic process. Gene Ontology annotation, molecular function: bis(5'-nucleosyl)-tetraphosphatase (asymmetrical) activity. The coding region runs from base 541 to 993 and encodes 150 amino acids. The record is from RefSeq and is a predicted model, not a curated record. Lineage: Eukaryota; Metazoa; Chordata; Actinopteri; Acipenseriformes; Acipenseridae. The transcript is spliced from 3 exons.
AAACGGUCACACUGUUACUCCUUGCUUGCUUUCAGUCGGCAGACAGCGUGUAAACGGUCACACUGUUACUCCUUGCUUGCUUUCAGUCGGCAGACAGCGUGUAAACGGUCACACUGUUACUCCUUGCUUGCUUUCAGUCGGCAGACAGCGUGUAAACGGUCACACUGUUACUCCUUUGGUUACUCCUUUGGUUUCACAUAUAUAAGCUCAUGUGCUGAUGUUGAUUGUCAUGCAAGACGUGGGGAUUACUAUAAGGUGCUAUCCAAAUCGCAUUACUGUACUCCAGCACAUCGUCACAGUAACAUUAAGAAGCCAUGCAGGUGGAUUUCUGUACGUUUUUCAAGCUUUGUUUUUCUUCUCUUUUCUAAAACUCGAAGGGUGGCCUUUGUGGCAGCCCUCAAAUCCAAAAGGACAGCUCCCAAGCAGAAGCAUAGUCAGACUUUGUCCAGGGCUGAUGGUGGGUGCUCUGUUGGCAGGUGCUUCUGUAGCUUACCCAAGACUGCAGAGAGUGCUGCUGUUUCAGAGAGUCUGCUGAGGGUUAUGGCUUUAAGGGCAUGCGGCCUCAUCAUAUGCAGAACGCUGAGUGGGAGUGCACUGAAGAUGGGGGAUGAAAUCGAAUUCCUGCUGCUUCAGACCUCUUAUGGGAAACAUCACUGGACUCCCCCCAAAGGACAUGUGGACCCUGGGGAGGAUGACCUGCAGACCGCUCUGAGGGAGACGCAGGAAGAGGCGGGGCUGGGGGAGGAGCACUUCCGCAUUCUGGAGGGCUACAGGAAGGAGCUGCGCUACAUGGUGAAGAGCCAGCCCAAGACUGUGGUGUACUGGCUGGCGGAGCUGUGCGACAGCGGCACUUCAGUCCGGCUGUCCGAGGAGCACCAGGACUACCGCUGGCUGGGCGUGGAGGAGGCUUGCCAGCUCUCAGAGUAUAAGGACAUGCAGGAAGCCUUGAGAGAGGCACACAGCUUUAUACUGAACAGACAACAGCCAUCCUGAUCUACACACACACACACGCACGCUAACACAGAACCUGCCUGUCUACCGGACAGAUCUGAAUCUGACUUCAUUGCUCGUUUUGUCUGUAGCAUGCUUAUUGUUGUUGGUGAUUGUUACUGUACUAAACAAAAACAUAUGUGUGUUUUGACAAAAAAAAAAAAAGAAAAAAAAUCUGGUAAGAAAUCUUGUAAUGAGAAAAAUAAUAAAUAUUGGUGCCUGCACUAUCCUUUAAAUUGGC